AUGGGGUUUGGAAGUACUAAAUGUAACAUGGGGUUUAAAAGUACGAAGGUAAGAUGGGGUUUGGAAGUCCCAAAUGUAACAUGGGGUUUGGAAGUCCCAAAUGUAAUGUGGGGUUUAGAAGUACCAAAGGUAAGAUGGGGUUUGGAAGAACCAAAUGUAACAUGGGGUUUGGAAGUACCUAAUGUAACAUGGGGACUGGAAGUACUGAAUCUAAGAUGGGGUUUGGAAGUACUGAAUCUAAGAGGGGGUUUGGAGAUACUAAAUGUAACAUGGGGUUUGGAAGUACUAAAUGUAACAUGGGGUUUGGAAGUACGAAAUGUAACAUGGGGUUUGGAAGUAGCGAAGGUAUGA
Messenger RNA from Candidula unifasciata, 351 nucleotides. Lineage: Eukaryota; Metazoa; Mollusca; Gastropoda; Stylommatophora; Geomitridae. The record is from the annotation of a GenBank genome assembly.